AUGGACUUCAUCACGGACCUCCCGCCGGUCCGAUGUGAGAAGAAGAUUUACUCCAGUAUCCUGGUGGUGGUCGACCGCCUGACCCGCUACGCACGAUACAUUCCGGUGUCGUCGCGCAUAUCCAGUGAUGGCUUGGCGGAUGUGUUCCUGAGGGAAAUCUUCAAGCAUUAUGGAAUGCCUGAUGGCAUUGUCAGCGAUCGAGGGAGCCUAUUUACGGGGCACUUCUGGGCCACGUUUUGCCAUUUGCUUCAUUGCAAGCGACGCCUCAGCACGUCUUUUCAUCCUCAGACUGACGGUCAGACCGAGCGGGUCAACCAGACCAUCGAACAGUACUUACGCACUUUCUGCAACAAAGAGCAGUCCGACUGGAUGGACAAGUUGCCAUUAGCGGAGUUCACCUAUAACACCUCAUACCAUGACACGGUGAAAGGAGCUCCAGCCGAGGUUUUAAUGGGCUAUCAGCCGCGGUCUAAGGGACAUGUCAAGGGACAACUCGAAACCUUCAGCACUCGCGCGAGAGACCGUGUCCGAGGCCUCGGAGAGCUUCAUGAGCGUACGGCGCUCCUCAUCACGAGGGCCCAAGAGCGCCAGGCGCGAUACUACAAUAAGGGACGGGAACCAAUGUCCUUUCAAGAGGGCGAUUGGGUUCUAAUCUCCACAAAAACCCUUCCGCUGCGGCGUCCGACUAAGAAGUUAACAGAGAAAUAUGUCGGGCCCUACCAGAUUGAGCAAAUCGUCGGAGGGCACAGGCUAGCCUAUCGUCUUCGCCUACCAUCGACCGUCAAGAUCCAUAAUGUCCUGCCUAUCAGCAGUUUGGAACCAUACCGCAGCCGGGGUCAGCAGCCAGUUGAGACUGAGGAUCACCCGUUCAUGAUAGAAUCUACGUACGACGUGGAACAAAUCCUCGAUCAUUGCGGACCGAGAAGUCGCCGAAGAUAUCUGGUGAAGUGGAAAGGCCACGAAGACGAAGAGAACUCCUGGGUGUCCCGAAGUGACUUCGUCGACAAGGAGUUCCUGGUGGACUACGAUCGAUCUGUCGGCAGGGGAGCUUAA
Molecule: messenger RNA, 1053 nt
Organism: Hirsutella rhossiliensis
Lineage: Eukaryota; Fungi; Ascomycota; Sordariomycetes; Hypocreales; Ophiocordycipitaceae
Product: integrase core domain-containing protein
Exons: 1
Coding region: 1-1053 (350 amino acids)
Biological process (GO): DNA integration
Molecular function (GO): nucleic acid binding
Source: RefSeq, a predicted model, not a curated record